Raphanus sativus (radish) is the source of this 793-nucleotide messenger RNA. Its product is annotated as mitochondrial import inner membrane translocase subunit TIM17-2. The record is from RefSeq and is a predicted model, not a curated record. Bases 278 to 670 code for a protein of 130 amino acids. Lineage: Eukaryota; Viridiplantae; Streptophyta; Magnoliopsida; Brassicales; Brassicaceae. The transcript is spliced from 2 exons. Gene Ontology annotation, cellular component: TIM23 mitochondrial import inner membrane translocase complex; mitochondrial inner membrane. Gene Ontology annotation, molecular function: transmembrane protein transporter activity. Gene Ontology annotation, biological process: protein import into mitochondrial matrix.
CCGAUGAAGUGAUUGUGCAUGUGAAAACUAAACAACUAAAAUUACUUUUUGUCGUUCAAAUAUAUUAUUAUAUAUUGCCUCAGCUAAAUAACAAAGGAGAGGGAGAGCGAAAUAUACCAAGGGAUUUGAGUGAAGGAUCUAAUUGUCCCAUAGCUUGGACCUAACCCAAAAAUCGGGGGCUCUGUUUCCGUCGGAGCACCCUUCUCUGAUCAGAAGAGAGAGAGAGACUUCAUAUAGUUCACUUGAGUCUGUUUCUUUCUGAGAAUAAAAAAGGGUGAUGGAAACCCAGAAGAAAGCUAGGGAACAUAACCUACGCCGCAUAGUUGAUGACAUCGGUGGGGCAUUUGGAAUGGGAGCUAUUGGAGGUUCUGUGGUCCACUUCAUAAAAGGGACUCAGAGUUCCCCGAAUGGCCGUCGUUUUGUUGGAGGAGCACAAGCUGUGAGCAUGAAUGCUCCUCGUAUAGGUGGUAGUUUUGCUGUGUUCGGAGGUCUUUUCUCUGCGUUUGACUACACAAUGGUGUACAUUAGGAAGAAGGAAGAUCCAUGGAACUCUAUCGUAGCUGGUGCUGCUACAGGAGGGUUUCUGUCGAUGCGACAAGGGCUUGCUGCUGCUUCAAGAUCAGCUCUUAUGGGAGGUCUUUUGCUUGCUUUGAUCAAAGGGGUCCAUUAAUAUUAAAACGAGUAAAAGCUUUUAUUGGGAUGUGCUUGUUGAGCUUUCUCUGCUCAAUCUUGGAAUCUAGAUACUCUUUUGUUAAAAUCAUUCUACAGUAAUUCAUGUGUUGGUGGUUUAUUA